AUGCGGCUUUUCUUUAUUAUUCUGCUCCAUCAACUAUUAUUUGGUGGAAUGUUAAUAAACCCACACCUCCUCUUCAUAUCUGCAGAGACCACAAGUAAUGCAGAAGCAGUAAUGACACCGGGAAUCCCUUCUCUUAUGUAUACAAACUCCUCAACAGAUAAGAUACAUCCCAUCUUAUCAACAUUAUUAUUAUCAUCUUCAUCUUCUUCUUCAUUGCCAAUAGAGGAGCCGCACUCCAUGGAGACAUAUGGAGUACUUUUACUUCUUGGGAAAGAACUACGCUACACCGCGGUGGCUCCUGUGCGUUUUUUGAAUGCCAUUCAACGUGCCCUACAAGAAGAUCUUCAACGCUGUUUUUGUCAUCUCUACAUGCAAAAUAUCUACAAGGCAAAAGAAGAAGAAGAAGAAGAAAAAGAAGAAGAGACAAUAGGGCAAAUGGUAAACUUCACGAGUGAAAGUUCCUCUUCUUUAGAAGAAGAAAGAAGAGGAAUAAUAGUAAAAGAUUGUAAAGUUGUGGUACAUGAUGUAUUGCCAAGAUUUAAUGGUAAUUCAGAACGACUAAUUGCAUAUUUUACAGCAAUAUGGAAUAUUACUUCUUUGUAUGUGGAUAAUGAUCAUAGUUCUAGUGAUUGUACUAUUAUUACUACUACUACUACUAUUGAUAAUAUUAAUAAUGUUAAUAAUAAUAUUGAUAAUAAUAAUAUUACUGAUAGUGUUAGUAGUAAUAGUAAUAGUGGGAAUUAUGAGAAAGGUAACAAUGGUUUACAUAUCACUAUGCCAUUAGAAUGUCUAUCCUCUAUGAAAAGAGCCAUGCAUGCCCUUACACGUAAAAAUCAUCUUCACUUCACUGAACAUGAACUCUUUAUUAAAGUUAGUCCAUCUACUAUUAUUAUUACCCGUAACUCCAAUCUGGGGUUUUUCUUUACAGAUACCACCUGUAGUACAGUGUGUGCCCUUGGGAUUGUUGUUUUAAUGAUCAUUGUAAUUAUGGUAACUGUGACUUGUGUGUGUAUGAGUUAUGAUCGCUGGGGAUAUAAUGGCAAUGGAGAUGAGGGGAUGACGAGAAAAGGGAGAAAACAAUAG
Trypanosoma theileri is the source of this 1083-nucleotide messenger RNA. RefSeq lists its product as uncharacterized. Lineage: Eukaryota; Euglenozoa; Kinetoplastea; Trypanosomatida; Trypanosomatidae. The transcript has a single exon. Bases 1 to 1083 code for a protein of 360 amino acids. The record is from RefSeq and is a predicted model, not a curated record.